Desarmillaria tabescens is the source of this 1244-nucleotide messenger RNA. RefSeq lists its product as uncharacterized. NCBI's taxonomy places the organism in Eukaryota, Fungi, Basidiomycota, Agaricomycetes, Agaricales, Physalacriaceae. The transcript has 3 exons. The coding region runs from base 132 to 1001 and encodes 289 amino acids. Gene Ontology annotation, molecular function: ATP binding; protein kinase activity. Gene Ontology annotation, biological process: protein phosphorylation. The record is from RefSeq and is a predicted model, not a curated record.
UGAAUCAUCAUGCAUUGCAUGUCUCACCUCACUAUCACGUCUUCCGUGACGACAAUCCUCCUACUGCCGCUUCGUAUGAUUUUAUCAAUGAACUCAACCUGUGUGAAAAGGGUAUUCCGUUAUUGGCGGUCAUGACCUACAUUUUGCUUCCAAACACAUCUGUUCGUAAAGACGUCCGCCUUGCGAUUCGGAAUCCUGUUACAGUCUCUCAACAAGAUGAGGCUAUACAAGAGAAACGAACGCCAACCGAGACACGGACCACGCAGGAUGAGACCUCAACUGUGGUCUCUGAGGCAUCAAUCAAGGCGUCGAUGAUAUCCUUGACAUUUGAACAUCCUAAUGUGGCCCGACUUCCUCGAAUCCUCUAUCCUCAGGCGCUAGACGAUAAUCUCCCGGACGACACCCCUCCGCUGUCUCUCUCAAGCAUUCGUUCUACUGGCUUUGAUACUGAGCUUCCACUAUCUCCCCCUCAACCACCUCCUUUAGUAGACGUGCAACUCUUCGAACCCAUCACUAUAGGCAAUUUUGCACAAGUAUGGCGAGGAUCGCCUACUGACAGCCAAGGAACCGUCGUCCCUAUCGUCUCCAAGAUGUACUCCCAGCGCUACUUUGAGGCUAUGAACAAGGAGACUCGUGCGUAUAGGCUUCUUUCUCGUCACCAACUGAACGACCUUGCCCCUGUGCAUUACGGUACAUUUACAAUGGCCGAUGAAUCUUGGGGUGCUGUAAUUUUGAGCGACGUUGGAGAAGCAUUCCAUUGUUAUUCGUGGGACGAAGCAGGGAUGAAUGCGGACGAACUCCGAACUAUUUGGAAGUAUGUGAAUGCUCUUCACUCGAUAGGACUUCAUCACCAUGACCUUGAGCCGAGGAACAUUGCGAAAGAUCGGAAUAGGACCUUGCGUAUUCUCGACUUUGAGCGAUCUUCACUAGACAAAUCGUGUCUUUGCGGCGAACUCGAGGGACUUGGCCAGCUUUUCGACUCUAUGAUGGAAUGGCGGUAGUGUCAUUGAAUAUAACCGUGAUUUUGUACUUGCGUCUGUCACUGGACUCUUCUGUGUAUUGCAUAACAAGGAAGAUUCACUCGUGAUCUCAACCUUGGAUUGAAUGAGACCCCCCAUGAUACCACCGAGAAGUGCACGCUCCACUUUGUAUCCUGGAUCGGAAGGCCAUCGUCUAGUAAGCUGCUACUCCGAAUAGCAAUGGGAGCAAAUUGAUGGUACGUUGCGUGAGGAAUGCCGCGGAGU